AUGAAUGAGUUCGAAGUGGAGGUCAGCAAAUCCUCCAACACACAGUUGCCGACUCUCAUUGACUCUAAGGGGUAUGCCGAAGGCGGGGAUCAAGUUCUUGCGCAGUCAGGCUUCACUGAUAAGUAUGCGGUCUCUUACCAUCAGAUAAUUGAGCAAGAGAGAGCACUGUUGGAUAAGAGGCUACGGCCGGUUGUCAAGAACACCGUGCACUCUGACUCUAAGCGCAAAGUCGGAGAGUACACUCUAGUAAGACGUAUCGGGAAAGGGCAAUUCGGUGAUGUUUACAUGGCAAACACUGCUGAUGGGGGUUAUGUCGCUAUCAAAUGCGUCCCCAAGAGGCCCAGAAAAUCUCAGCAGUAUUCUAUGAAUCAAGUUCUACGUCAAAUCCGACGCCAGCAGUCGCAGGGCAGGAGAUCGCUAAGUAGCGAUGAGGCAAUUCUUGAGAUGAAUGUUAACAAGAUCCGCUGGGAGAUCUUCGUAGCCAGCGGCUUCAACCAUAAAAACAUCCUCGGGGUUAUAGAAUGUCUCGACUCUCGUGACAGCAAAGAUAUAUGGAUUGUUUUACCCUUCGCAAGCCUGGGAGAGUUGAAGUGGAAAAGGUCGUCUAAGCCGGAGACUUUGGAGCAAUGGGACUUAACAUUGAGGCAUAAAACUAGUGUCACAGAAUUUUCAGAAUACGUGCUUCGUAGCUUGACAGCAGGCCUACUGUACCUGUGGGACCAGGGCUGUAUCCAUCGUGAUAUAAAGCCCUCCAAUAUCCUUAUUGAUGGUAGCACCGGCAACAUUGUGCUAUCUGACUUCGGAAGUAGUCUGCUUUCCCCCAAGAAGCUUUUACUGGAAGAGCCUGCUAUGCAAAAAGCAUACUCGGAGGAAGUAAAGAAGAUUGUUGGAACCCCGGCUUUCAUAGCGCCUGAGCUUUGCAACUUCGAGGAGAACGACUCGUCUUUGGAUGGCUUCAAAAUUGAUCUAUGGUCGCUAGGCGUCACCAUUUUCUGCCUCCUUGAAAACCGCCUUCCAUUCUGGGGAGAGAACGAGUUCGAUACUUUCCAAAAAAUUGCCAACAACGAGCUACCACUUUCAGGGGAUUGGCUGCACGACCUUGUUGUUUCGAAGCUUCUAAGAAAAGAUCCCACUCAUAGACUUAGUAUCAAGCAGCUUGACUCCCUUCUGCGAAACCCGAAGAAGGAGAGCGGUAUGAAGAAGCUCGUAUCUAGACUGAGGAAAAUCAGUAUGAAGAAGAAAAAGGGCGCCAAGGUACCAGAAGCCAGUGCUGGGAAAGCUGCUAUAGCUGUACCUAGCAAUGUUGAAACCAGUGAUGUUGAAUUUAGUGAUAUCGAAUCGAAUAUUUCUUCCGCGGCGUCCCUUUCAGACGAACCAGUACAGGUACCGGGCUUCAUGGAUUGCCGGCCCCCAACUGACAACGGCAGUCCCUCAGUAACCGCUUCAGAGCUUUCCUCGAGGGCAACUCCUUUAGAGCUCUCUCCGCAACAACCUAGCCCUCUGCCGGUCACCCCAAAGCACACCACACAUGACACGAGCCCGUCACCUAUCAAGAUAGACACUCCGCUCAAGAAUCUCAUUAGAGCUGAAAACACACCAGAGAAAGCUCCUAGCUUAUCCCCCAUGCCAGUCAUAAAGCCUCAGGCUCAAGUCUCUCAGCAAGCAAGCCGGCUAGCAUCGAAGGGUACUCUAGACUUCACGAAGUACCUUCAGUCCCCAUCAAAGGUGCCCAAAGAUUGUGCACCGGUAGGCUCAACAAAAGCAUCGAACUCAAUUGAGGACAUCAAGAGAUACCUGAAUUUUGCAGAAAGCUAA
Molecule: messenger RNA, 1815 nt
Organism: Lachancea thermotolerans CBS 6340
Lineage: Eukaryota; Fungi; Ascomycota; Saccharomycetes; Saccharomycetales; Saccharomycetaceae
Gene: ELM1
Product: serine/threonine protein kinase ELM1
Exons: 1
Coding region: 1-1815 (604 amino acids)
Biological process (GO): autophagy; peptidyl-serine phosphorylation
Cellular component (GO): cytoplasm
Molecular function (GO): ATP binding; protein serine/threonine kinase activity
Source: RefSeq, a predicted model, not a curated record